AUGUUACUUAUUCGAUCACCAAGUAUUAUAUUUGCAUUUAUCUUUUCAAUAUUUUCAAUCCUUUUAACAAUAUUAACAGUUAAUAUUGGUUAUAAUCAUCCACAACAACAAAUUCAAUUUCUAAUAAUAUUACCACCAAUAAAUUGUAUAUUUUUAUUUUUAUUUUCAUUAAUAUGGAUUGAACGUCGUUUUCGUUUAUCAUAUAUACCAUUUAUAUGUUUAAUUAUAUUACUAACAUCAUGUUUAACAUUAACAAUAAUAUCAUAUCUAUAUUUAUUAUCAUCAAUAAUAUUGUACUUUAAUUUUAUUUUUUAUUUAUUUAUAACGAUCUUAUUGUUUUUAAUAAUUCUAAUUAUGAUUAUAUCAUAUUUUUACAAUUCAUUAUGUUCAUGUUGUUAUCGUCAUAUGAUAUCAAUGGAACAACAAAAUAAUCAAUUAUCAAUAACUAAUGAUACAUGUCAAUUUGACAAAUUUUUAUUAAAAUCAAAUGAUAAUGAAUUUUUUUUAUUUAUAUCAAAAUUAUCUAAUCAACAUAUAGAUUAUGAUAUAAAUAAUCUUGUAGAUAGUUUAAAUGAAAUUAAUGUUGAUAUAGUAUUAACAUUAAAUGAAACAAAUAAAUUCUCAUAUAUGAAUAUAACAAAUAAUAAAAAUUCUCAUAUAGAUUUAUAUUCAAUGCAUUUUAAACGUGCAAAUAUUGAACAUAUUAUAUAUCCAAUAUAUGAUCAUUGUAUACCAAAAUCAGUUAGUGAUUAUAUGCAAUUUUUAUAUAGUAUUAUAAUAAAUUUUAAUCAUAACAAUUUAUUUAUUCAUUAUAUGGGUAGAAUGGAAAGAAUUGGUAUGACUAUUGUCUGUUUUGAACUUCUUUAUAAUUAUAUUAUGAAUGAAAAUGAACAAAAAAAAGAACAAAAAUUUAUUGAACGUGUUUGUCAUUAUCCUUUGUUACUUGAAAAUUAUUGUCGGGUAUGUCAAUCUAUUUCAAAUGUAAGAAAAAUACGACCAACAAGUAUUCAUAAUCCAUUACAAAUUUUAUAUGUACAUGAAUUUUAUGCUCGUUUAAAAUCUGUAUCAUAUAUGGAACACAUCAAAAACAUUAUUAAUCUUAAUGAAAAAUACGUAAUGAACUAUUUUGAAGAAUUACAUGGACCAAUAAAUAUGUAA
Rotaria sp. Silwood2 is the source of this 1158-nucleotide messenger RNA. Lineage: Eukaryota; Metazoa; Rotifera; Eurotatoria; Philodinida; Philodinidae. The record is from the annotation of a GenBank genome assembly.